AAGUGAGGGUAGGAGUUUCCCCCGCCACUAUUAAAAUCAGCAAUGGGGUGGGUAAACAAAUCAAUAAAUAAUUUUUAAAAUUCCACAAUAGAGCGAAUCCGCGGAAAGCGAACUGCAAGAUUGCGAGGGAACACUGUAACUGCAUUCAGAGAUGGUGAUUGUGCAUUCAGACAAUAUGGGCAGUCCAGCAAAGUUCAUGGUAAAGGAUUAUCCCUUCAGUGUUGUUGUUCUUUUCUUCUUCCAGCAUGCUGACAUUUGUCUGCCUGUCUUCCCAAGAGAUUUGCAGGAUUUUUCAGAGGCAACACUGAUGGAAUCGUUCCAGAAGUUGAGAGUGAUGUUUGUAUAUGGGCCACGUUUCGCAGGCAUAUAACAGGGUCGGGAGGACAAUAGCUUUAUAAAGAAGCAUCUUCGUUUCCCUACAAAUCUCCUGAUACCCAAACACACUCUGUUUUAUUAGAAAAAAUGCUGCACUUGUAGAGCUCAGAUGGUAUUGUAUUGCAGUGUUGAUGUUCACUUUUGUGGAGAGGUGGCUGCCAAGGUAGCAGAAAUGGUCAGCAUUUUCUAACAUUAUACCAUUAAACUGGAUUUGUGGCAUUGCAGAGGGAUUGGUUGGUGCCUGCUGAAUAGCAUUUUGGUUUUCUCUAUGUUCAGUGAGAGGCCAAGCUUUCCAUAUGCUUCAGAGAAGGUGUUAAGAGUGGCUUGUCUUCAGAAUGAGCACAGACUACAUUAUCAUCAGCAUAUUGGAGUUAUAUAACAGAUGCUGUUGUCAUCAUGGUUUUGGCUUUCAUCUGCUGAGGUUACAUAUUUAGAAGUUGUCCUUUUCUUAUCGAUUGUUUGUUGGAUUUCAUUAUCAUUUUCAUCAAACCAAUCUUGAUGUUUCUUGGUAUGGUAUCCAAUGGUUUCUUUACAGGCUGCAAUGAUAGAAGCCUUUAGUUUGUUUCGGUCUUCCUCAACAUUUCCAGAGUGUUCUAUGGGUAAAUGAUUCUUGGGUAUUUUUUUGUUUUUGUUUUUUUGAGAAGGGUUUAUUUGGAGGGCUCUUGAAGGGCUUGGGUGUUCAUUUUAUGUCUUAUCUUUCUUCCAUGGAGUCUGCAUUUGGGAAUGAUCAUGAUGGCCAUUGUGGAUCAAAUUAACCUGUGGUCUGUAUAGCAAUCAUCAGUACCUGUCAUUGCUCUUGUGACAAGCACAUUGUGGUGGUCUCUGGCACAUAUAAUUACAUAGAUUCAUAGACUCAUAGAAUAAUAGAGUUGGACGAGACCACAUGAACUAUGUAGUCCAGCCCCCUGCCAUGCAGGAAAAGCACAAUCAAAUUUUAAGCAGUGCCAGUGCUUUGACCGUGCGCGCAUUCUUGAUGUCUUGGGCUUGUUUUUCUGGUGGAAGAGCAUGUUGGUGAUGACAAGGUUGUGUUUCACACAUUUGGUGAGAAGCAGGAUGCGUAUUUACAUUGCUGUUUCCAACCCUAUCUUUUCCUAUGGUCCCUGAACACAGGUCGAAGUCUCAUCCAACUCUUGCAUUAAAAUUCCCUAGGUGGGUGAUUUUGACCUUCUUAGGACAGAUGCUUCAACAGGUUGUUUCCGAUAGUAAAGUCGACUCCAUGUAUUAUUCGUUCUUGUUCAGGCAGUCCUUUCCAGAAGAAGGUGUAGCCUACUUUUUCUUCCUUCAGCUCUCUCUCUCCUGCUCUCCAGGUUUCUUGAAGUGCUGCUAUAUCGGUUAGUUAAAGUGCAUCAGCUCCCUUGCAAUAAUAGCAGUCCUGUAUUUAAGGCAUUCAUCCUCUUUGUUGUCCAACAGUGUCCUUACGUGCCACAUUCCAAAGUUCAUUUUUCUAUUUUGGCUGCAAGAUGGUGACCCCUCUGGACAUGGCAGUCCAGUCAGGGAUAAGAGAGGCAAACUAUGUCUAGGACACCUUUUCUAGCACUCUCCCCAUAUGGAGUGAGCCGAGUUGUGGAGAAGUCAUAGUUAUUGUGUUUAAUUUUUGUCUGUUGGAGUGUGUAUUUGUGUUUUAGUUAACAGUAGCCAUUUUGGAACAUGAGUAAAGCAGCGGACAUUUUGUUUCAUUUCACAGUGGUUGGGUUGCCAUGGAGAUGAAGCUGGUUAGCUCAUGAGAGAGAAGUGGGCGGAGCCAAGGAAAGGAGAGCGGUUUUUAAAAAAAGAAGAGAAGCCAGUUCAGUUGGGAGUUGAGAGUUGGGAGUUGAGAGAGAAGAGUGUGUGGGAGAGAAGGAGAGGGUGUGUGUGUGCAUGGCUGUAGGCUUGUUCAGUCAGAAAGUACUGAAAAGAUAGGCCUGGCACAGAAACCUUUAGUCAGGACAGACUAAAGGGAAUCUAGUAAGAUCUCUAGUGGGGAAAAAUCUAGGGAUCUGAGAUUUGAUCGGUAUUGGAUCAAAUUAUUAGUCUUAUUGUAGUGGGGACAUUGUCCACGAAGGAACUCGACUGUGGUUAGGGUUCGCUACAAUUUGGUAACAUCAGUAAGAAAGUGGAAGAAGAUUUACACCAAAGUCUACGGUUAUAGAGUUAUUAAGCCACUUGUCUAUUUAGAGUUAUAUAAGUUAAUCAACCAAACCCGCAACUAAGCUUUGUACAAAUAAAUUUGUUGUUAUUUGUUAACAUCUGUCUCAUCUCAUUCCAUUUGCGUCUGUGGAGCCAAGUUUCAUCAGUAUUAAUUCAAAAAACCUCACAUUGGUGGCAGUUAAUUGAAUAAAUCACACACACAGUAUAUAAUUGGUGGCAGCGUAUAGAGAUUUAGUGUAACACUUAAGUUUAGUUUACAUCAUUUCAAAUUGGUGAUAGGGGUGGGAUCUGUAAGGAUUCCCCUCUGUCUGACACCUCUUUUUUUCACAUUGGUGGCAGCGGCGGAAUUCGUGUAACAUCCCUGAUUUAGUGCCUUAAGAUCGCUUAUAGAAGAAAACCGUGAGGUAAAAUCUGACAAAAAUGGCCACUAGACGACAGAAAAAGGUUGCUGAAGAAGAAGGUGCAUUUCAGGAAGAGAGUUCAGAUUCUGAACAAACACCAGUGUCAGAAAUGACUCUUAAAUAUAGACUGGAGAUGAGAAAGUUACAAAUGGAGGAAAGAGAAAAAGAAAAAGAAAGAGAAUUGAGGAGAGAGUUGGAAUUAAGAAGAUUGGAGAUUGAAUUGGAAAAACAGAGGUUAACACUAUCUCAACCACAUAUCAAUACCCAGGAAGGGAAUUCUAGAGCUGAGGCAUCAGACAUGAUUCUGAAGAGAUUCCCUAGGUAUAAUAAAGACGAUGAUGUGGAAAAGUUUUUAAUUUCAUUUGAAAGGUGCUGUAAGGAUUUUGAAGUUAGUGAGGAGAAGUGGAUGAUUUAUUUGAGACCUCAGAUUAGCGGGAAACUUUUAGAGAUCUAUGGGGACAUGUCUGAGGAGACCUAUAGGGAUUAUAAAUUAUUCAAGCAACAGGUGCAGCAAAAACUCCAACUAACACCUGAGUUUUAUAGAUUAAAAUUCAGAACACUGAAGAGAGAAAGAAAUCAAAGUUUCGCUCAGGUGGCAUCCAAGCAAGCACAAUAUUUUGACAGUUGGGUGCGAACAUCUGAGGUAGAUAAUUAUCAACAAUUGAGGGAGUUAAUGAAAUUAGAACAAUUAUUUCAGCUGGUGCCCUCAGAAUAUCGUUGGCUAGUGCAGGAUCGAAGACCAGCGACAGCAGGGGAAGCGGCUGUCAUGGUAGAUCAAUUGAUCACACUGAAGGAAGGAUUUAGGAAAGAUGAGGGACCAAGUGAUAAAAAGCAGUUUAAGCUGCCAUAUUAUCAUUCCCAAGUACGAACGCAGCAGGGGAGAGGGCCUGCAGGAGAAAACACCACCUGGAGGAGGCAGGAGGUAACAGGUCAAGUCAAACCUGAAGAGAAAAUGAAGUGUUUUCAGUGUGGAAAGCUGGGACACUUAAGAUAUCAGUGUAACCUUUUUAAAAAGGACAAGACUUCUUUCUUUGUAAAUAAAGUAGCAGUGGAAACCAAGGCAGAAUUAGAUACUAAGUCUAAAAGCAGCCCUGAAGUAGUGCCCAAAGAGAAACAAUGUUUGUUUAUUUUAUCAAAUAGACCAUCCGAAGACUAUUUAGAGUAUAUUUCUGUUGACAGUAAGAAUAUCCAGGGAUGGAGGGAUACUGGGUCGGAUGUUUGCAUCAUACGUCCAGAAGCAGUACCUCAGAAAUAUCAACAUCCUACCUCAGUAAUUAAUUUAAAAGGCUUAGGUCCUGUAAUACCAACCCAGGUAGUUUCAUUACCAAUUGAAUACAAUGGUUGGAAAGGAAUUUGGGACUUUGCCAUCAGUUCAGAUAUACCUUAUAAAUGUUUAAUCGGUAACGACCUGGCUAAGGAAGUUAAGAACUGGCAGAAGUUAUGUGAGGAAGAUGAAGAUAACUUCGAAGGCCCUACUCAGGAAGCAAUAUGCUUGCCAAUUCAUCAGGAUGUAGGAGAGGAUCCAGAAUCCAGUUCUAUAAUUACUGAGAUUGUUAACAAGACAGAGGGAGUUAGAGAAAUUCUGCAAGAACAAAAGGCAGAUGAAACCUUAAAACCCUUGUUUAAACAAGCUGAGAAUACACUAGAGUCAGCAGAAGAACAACCCUCUAGAUUCAUUACUAAAGAUGGCGUGCUAUAUAGAGAGAGUAAAAGUCUAAAGACAGCAGGAGAGUCAGAGGUGCAUACCCAAAUUGUAGUGCCAGAGAAAUUCAGAGAACAACUCAUGAGGGUGGCACAUGAUAGCCCUCAGGGAGGCCAUUUGGGUAUCAGAAAAACAACUAAAAGAAUUACAAAGAACUUUUAUUGGCCUGGCAUGUUCCAGAAAAUAAAAGAAUUUUGCCGGUCAUGUGACACCUGCCAAAGACUGAGUACCGGGAGGGAUAAGAUCAAAGCUCCUCUAAUCCCUAUGCCUGUAAUUGGAGAGCCAUUUUACAGAGUGGGAAUCGACAUAGUUGGUCCUCUUUGUAAACCAAGCAAAAGGGGUUAUAAGUACAUACUAACUAUGAUCGACUAUGCUACAAGAUACCCGGAAGCAGUAGCUCUCACCAACAUCGAGACCUCAACCAUAGCUAAUGCUUUGUUAUCCAUUUGGGGAAGAACUGGAUAUCCCAAAGAAUUAAUAUCUGACUUAGGGACCCAGUUUACAUCGAAACUUAUGAAGAGACUACUUGAGUUAUGCGGCAUCAGGCAUCUUACAUCGACGGCCUACCACCCACAAACAAAUGGGUUGGUCGAAAAUCUAAAUAAGACUCUAAUUAAAAUGAUAAAGUCUUAUAGCCAACAGAGACCGCAUGAUUGGGACAUUAAGCUUCAACAACUAUUAUUUGCAUACAGAUCAGUCCCCCAGGAUAGUACAGGCUACAGCCCUUUCGAACUGUUGUAUGGAAGAAAGGCUCGAGGACCGUUAGAUUUGGUUAAGGAGUACUGGGAGGCGAGCCCAGCAGCAGAGCCGGUUCCAGUGGCUGAUUAUCUACGAGAUCUACAGUCAACAAUGCAGUUAGCCAAGGACAUCACACAUGAGCAUCUGACCGCAGCACAACAACGGCAGAAAGACUAUUACGACGCAACAUCUAAGGCGAGAAACUUCAACAUUGGACAUGAGGUCCUGUUUUUGUCACCUAACAGAACCAACAAACUUCAAAUGGAUUGGUCAGGACCCUGGAGAGUCACCAAGAAGCACAACCAAGUGAACUAUGACAUCUAUAAUGAACAAUUAAAUGUCGAAAGGAGAGUCCAUGUAAAUAUGUUGAAACCUUAUGUUUGGAGAUCGGCUAAUGUGUAUAUAGUAGUGUCAGAAGAUGAGUCCGGUCCCUUUACUUUUUGGGAAGGUGAUCGAGAGCUAUAUAAAAAUUUGGAUCAAGUAGAUAUAAGUAAAGAGUUAACCCAAUCUCAACGGGAGGAGAUUGUGGGAGUUUUAAAUAAAUAUAGUAAAAUGUUUUCUGAUUUACCAGGAAGGGUCCAAGGGGUACAGCAUCAAAUUAAUACCAAUGAUGCAGCUCCUAUAGCUUCCCCUCCGUACCGAGUGACUGGGAAUAUCAAUGAGUGUAUCGAGAGGGAGGUGAAAGAGAUGUUGGACCUGGGCAUUAUUGUGUCAUCGAAUAGUCCCUGGGCUUCACCUAUUGUGCUGGUUCAGAAGCCAGAUAAAACUAUUAGGUUUUGUAUAGAUUAUCGACUUCUGAACAAGGUGACCCAAACUGAUACAUAUCCAAUGCCACGAUUGGAUGACCUAUUGGAAAGGAUCGGGAGAGCUCAGUUUAUCAGCAGUAUAGACCUUACUAAGGGAUUCUGGCAAGUGCCCAUGGCACCACAAGACCAGCCUAAGACAGCAUUUCGUACGCAAGGUGGGCUUUACGAAUUCUCAGUGUUACCUUUUGGACUAAAAAACAGCCCCGCAACAUUUCAAAGAUUGGUUGACAAGGUCCUUAGUGGCCUAGGAAACUUUUGUGUGGCCUACAUGGAUGAUAUAGGAAUUUUUAGCAAUUCGUGGGAGGAUCACCUAAAGCAUUUGGAUAUAGUAUUGGGCAGAUUAAAGGAAGCUGGCUUAACCAUCAAAGCUUCCAAAUGUAAAUUGGGAAAAAACACCACAAAAUAUUUAGGGCAUUUAGUAGGAGGAGGUUGUAUUCGACCAGACCCUACUAAAGUGAAAGCUAUUCACCAGUGGCCAGUGCCCAAAACGAAAAAACAGGUUAGAUCAUUCCUCGGAUUGGCUGGAUAUUAUCGAAAAUUUAUUCCCUCCUUUAGUAAUCUGGCAGCCCCUUUAUCGGACCUGACCAAAAAGAAGAACCCUAAUAAAAUAAUCUGGACUCCAAAUUGUCAAACAUCCAUGGAUCGGUUGAAACAGGCCAUUACAUCAGAUUCUGUCUUGAAAGCCCCAGAUUUCGAUGAACCCUUCAUUUUGACUUGCGACGCGUCUGACAUUGGGUUAGGAGCUGUCCUAAGUCAAAUUGAUAAGGAAGGUGAGGACAGACCUAUUUUAUUUUUAAGUAAGAAGUGGCAUUCCCACGAAUGCAGUAUGUCCACCAUUGAAAAGGAGUGCUACUCCAUAAUUUGGUCAAUAAGGAAACUCAAACCUUAUUUAUGGGGAAGGAAAUUCACCCUACAAACCGACCAUGCACCAUUGAAAUGGUUGGAUAAUGUAAAAGGAACAAAUAAUAAACUGUUACGGUGGAGUUUGUCAUUACAAGAUUUCACAUACGAAAUCAAACAUGUCACAGGUAAAAGAAAUGUUGUUGCUGAUGCACUGUCUAGAGUGUCUUGAAAAGUUAAAGGUUUUAUUUAUGGUUUAUUCAAUGUAUUUAAUCAUAAUAAGUUUGUGUUACAGUAAUGUGUUUAUAUAUAUAUAUAUAUUGUUAUGCAAUUUUUAAAUUAUUUUUGCCCAUUCUGGGAUUCUAAAUGGCCAAAAAUAAUCUUCUUUGGGUGGAAGGUGUGGAGAAGUCAUAGUUAUUGUGUUUAAUUUUUGUCUGUUGGAGUGUGUAUUUGUGUUUUAGUUAACAGUAGCCAUUUUGGAACAUGAGUAAAGCAGCGGACAUUUUGUUUCAUUUCACAGUGGUUGGGUUGCCAUGGAGAUGAAGCUGGUUAGCUCAUGAGAGAGAAGUGGGCGGAGCCAAGGAAAGGAGAGCGGUUUUUAAAAAAAGAAGAGAAGCCAGUUCAGUUGGGAGUUGAGAGUUGGGAGUUGAGAGAGAAGAGUGUGUGGGAGAGAAGGAGAGGGUGUGUGUGUGCAUGGCUGUAGGCUUGUUCAGUCAGAAAGUACUGAAAAGAUAGGCCUGGCACAGAAACCUUUAGUCAGGACAGACUAAAGGGAAUCUAGUAAGAUCUCUAGUGGGGAAAAAUCUAGGGAUCUGAGAUUUGAUCGGUAUUGGAUCAAAUUAUUAGUCUUAUUGUAGUGGGGACAUUGUCCACGAAGGAACUCGACUGUGGUUAGGGUUCGCUACAAUUUGGUAACAUCAGUAAGAAAGUGGAAGAAGAUUUACACCAAAGUCUACGGUUAUAGAGUUAUUAAGCCACUUGUCUAUUUAGAGUUAUAUAAGUUAAUCAACCAAACCCGCAACUAAGCUUUGUACAAAUAAAUUUGUUGUUAUUUGUUUUUUUUUUAUGCUUUUAUUUAUAGUUAUAGUGAUACAAUAAAAGAGGAGAGUCGCAUGUCAUUACAAAGUAGAAUAAUACAAAGGGGACAAAGUAAAAUAAUAACGAACAAACAAUAAAUGGGAGAGAAAAGAAAAGAAAAAAAAAGGAAAAAAGAAAAAAAGAGAAUAUAUAUAUACAUAUAUAUAUGUGUAUAUAUAUAUAUAUGUAUAUAUAUAAUUGUAAAACCCUGGUUUCCCUCGACCCUCCCUCCUCUCUCUGGAUUCCCUUCCAGAUCCCCUGCUCAACAUUUAUAUUCUUAUUUUUCCAAAUUCUUUCCCGAUCCUUUUUCUAAGAACCUCAGAGUGUCAUAACAGUUUCUACUUCCAUGUUUCCAGUUUUCUUUUCUUUUUCCUUAAGAUAUUUACUUAAUUUGUCCCAGUCUGUUUUUGUGUCUGUUUUUACUGAAAUUAUCUGUGUUAGUGUGUCCAUAUUUUUUAUAUCCAUCAGUUUCAAAAGCCAUUGUUCUAAUGACGGCGUUUCUGCUGUUUUCCAGAGUUUCGCAAUCGUGAUUCUUGCUGCACUUGUCAUAUAUAUAAACAAUUUUUCAUUGUUUAUAUCCGUGAAAAAGUCCGUUAGUCCUAG
Anolis carolinensis (green anole) is the source of this 8669-nucleotide messenger RNA. RefSeq lists its product as uncharacterized. The record is from RefSeq and is a predicted model, not a curated record. NCBI's taxonomy places the organism in Eukaryota, Metazoa, Chordata, Lepidosauria, Squamata, Anolidae. Gene Ontology annotation, biological process: DNA integration. The coding region runs from base 2923 to 7221 and encodes 1432 amino acids. Gene Ontology annotation, molecular function: nucleic acid binding; zinc ion binding. The transcript has a single exon.